Messenger RNA from Ochlerotatus camptorhynchus, 1967 nucleotides. RefSeq names its product C15 (gene C15). Gene Ontology annotation, biological process: regulation of transcription by RNA polymerase II; animal organ development. Gene Ontology annotation, cellular component: nucleus. Lineage: Eukaryota; Metazoa; Arthropoda; Insecta; Diptera; Culicidae. The transcript has 5 exons. The record is from RefSeq and is a predicted model, not a curated record. The coding region runs from base 536 to 1558 and encodes 340 amino acids. Gene Ontology annotation, molecular function: DNA-binding transcription factor activity, RNA polymerase II-specific; RNA polymerase II cis-regulatory region sequence-specific DNA binding.
GUCAGUUAGUGCUUCGAUUGUCAUUUGUGCGCAACCGUUCAUUUUCGGAGAUUUGCUUUCGCUGUUUGCGGGCGAAUGGCAGCGUGAGCGCGUAAAGGGAAUCACGGUGAUAAAGUUUUAACUGUCUGUUGUCGUUGCUUUUUUACCUGUUCGUUCGCGGUCGCUGGAUGCAAAAGACACAUUCGCAGUUGUUUGAUGAUAAAAGUUGAAGAGCUAUUAAUUGAAAGAGUGAUUGUAAAUUUUGGAAAAGAUUGAAGAUUGCGGAAAGAGGAUUUAGUGUGCACGUUGGUUGAAUAAUUUACAGUUUGUUUGAGUUGACAUUGUGCAAGUAGCUAAUUAGGUUGUUUAACGGUUCGAUGACCUGUGAGAUUAAUGGUGUGAAUUAUGUGGAGAUGUGUUUCGACGUUUAACCAUUUUUAGCUGGUUAUUGGCUUAUAAGAAAAGUGUUUAUCAGGAGAAAACCGACGGUGAAGGUGAAUUACUCUUGGCUACCGUGAGCAAUUGGAAAUUUGGCAAAAUUCCGCCGCUAUCGAUAAUGUCGUCCGCUACUCACGAGGAGGAGGAUCUGGAUCAUGAACAGGAGAUAAACGUGGAUGCAGAUUCGGAUUCACACUCGCGAAUGUCCUACAACAGUAAUGGUUCCGAGGAUAUAGAUCUGGAUGGUGAUGGGAAUGGAAGUUCCUGCUACGAUGAAUCGGAUAUUGCUAGUGAUCAUCAAACCCCCUCGGAACCGACGACUCGAUCUCCCAACGAAAACCUGACCUUCAGCAUAUCGAGGUUACUAUCGAAACCAUACGACAGCCACAAAGACAAGGACAUUUCGGAGGAUAGCGAUAGUCAAAAAAACGAGAACCACAUUUCUGCCGCCGGACUUCAGUAUACGGCCGGCGCUCUCUACAGCUAUCCAAUCUACCCACCCAGUCAUGUGCUACGAGUGCCUCCCCAACGGGGACCCUGCAAUCCACUGUCCUGGUCGCUGCCUCCGCUACAUCCGGCUGCACUGGCCCACCAAGCCGUCAAGGACAGACUAGCCGACAUUCACCAUUUAAACCAUUCAAUAAUUCAUAUCGUAAACAAUUGUACCAAAAUGACUAACGGAGACUUCGGAAGUCAUUUGACAUCUAGCGAAGCAGCAUUCCCCAUCGCCCGCCGGAUCGGCCAUCCCUAUCAAAAUCGAACGCCACCGAAGCGGAAAAAGCCCCGCACCUCGUUCACCCGGAUCCAGGUGGCUGAGUUGGAAAAACGAUUUCACAAACAAAAGUACCUUGCAUCCGCCGAGAGGGCAGCACUGGCGCGGGGACUGAAAAUGACAGACGCCCAGGUCAAAACGUGGUUCCAGAAUCGACGGACCAAAUGGAGGCGCCAAACAGCCGAGGAACGUGAAGCGGAACGACAAGCGGCAAACCGGUUGAUGCUCUCCUUACAAGCGGAAGCUCUCAGUAAAGGCUUUGGUCAGCCUCCGCCAUCAGGUGGGCAACCGAACAGCGUUCCAGGGGCACCUCUGGCUGCACUGCAUGGACUUCAACCGUGGGCUGAAGCACACACUGCGGGUUGCUGAAGGAACAGCGCUAUUAGGCAUAUUGAGAGGACUUUCCUUUACCAUCUUUAGAGCCGUAGCGAUAUAGUAAUAAAAAUUUCUUUGUGAUAUAUGAAAUUAAAUUAGAAAAGGAGAUCACUUGAGCAGGUUCUGCUAGGUUAGGAACGUUCAUAAAACCUGUAAAUUUAUGUAAAUAAAUGCGGAUAACAAAAAGCAAGAAUUUAUCUUAUUGUGUAAGAUAAUUCAAAAAUCAAUAUCAUAAUGACAAAAAGUAGAAAUAAUAACGUAUUUACUUAGCCUCAUUGUUCUUUAUUUCGACGCUGACGUCAAAUGUACAGCUAAUGUUGAAAAAUACAUCUUUACAUGCAUCAGUAUUUAAAAGGCAUCAUUUCCACGUUUUAUGUUGUAAAGUUUAGAAACUUUUCAAAUG